AGGAGAUCACAUCGGAUCGGAUAGGAACAUGAAUCGUUAUCAACUCUUACUUUUACUCGUCGGAAUCUCAUCAACUUUGGCUCUGCCGAAUUUCGGCAACGAUGAGGAAAGUUCUGAGACGGACUUAAGUGGCAUUGGUUUCGUGAAACUUGGUGAAUCCGCCAGCGAGGAGAGCGACGAGAGUGAUGGCAAGGCCAAUGCCUCCGAUGACCUGAUUUUCCUGAGUAGGAAGAAACCAAAUCCCGCCAAUCAAUCGGUUGAUUUGAGUGGCUUUAUUGCUUUGAUUCCACUGCGUGAAGUGCAGUCCAUAGCUGCCCACUAUUAUCAUCAUGAUGCAGAGUUCCAGAGAGCAUAUGCCUUCCUAGUAAGUCGUGAUUUUGCGGAUAUCAAGCGAAAGAUUCUACAGUUGCCAGAGGUCCUGGAGUUGACCGAUUACCUCAGUGCCCAGGGAUUGGAUGUGGUCAAGGCCAUUCAGUCGGUGGCAGAUGUGUUUAAACCCGAAAUAUUGGAAUCUAUUACAGUCAACGUGCCACCCAAAUCCAUAACGAAUGAGGAGGGCAGCUCUACCACCCGGGAGCCAUUAAGUGGCCUGCAUGGCAUGGUGGACAAUGUCCUGGAGAUCCUGCCGCAGGACCAACUGUGGGCGCUUUUCUUCGAUGAAUUCGAGAGCAACAAACAGUUUGCAGCGGUCGUCGACAGCAUUAGCAGUGCCAAGUUUCCCAAAAUACUGAACGGUCUUCAGAACUCGCUGCCUCUGCGAAAUCUACUAUUUGUCCUGCACAACAAUGGCAUCUAUGUGGAAAGGAUUGUGGAGUCUGUGAAGUCGUAUUUAUCCAUCUCUAGUUUUAAGUAAAAAGGUGCUGAUUUUGUAUGAAAAACAAGAGCUUAUUUAAAUGAUUAAUGUAGGAAAACUACAAGAGACAAGCAGUCUCUUUUGACACCUUUGAUAUCAAAGCAUUUCCAGAUAUCAUUUCUAUAUUUGACUACAGAAAAAAACCAUACAAAAUCUGCCCCUUGUUGAGUGUGUGUAAUAAACAAAGUGA
This is a messenger RNA of Drosophila serrata, 1043 nucleotides long. RefSeq names its product protein G12. NCBI's taxonomy places the organism in Eukaryota, Metazoa, Arthropoda, Insecta, Diptera, Drosophilidae. The record is from RefSeq and is a predicted model, not a curated record.